Molecule: messenger RNA, 1359 nt
Organism: Panicum hallii
Lineage: Eukaryota; Viridiplantae; Streptophyta; Magnoliopsida; Poales; Poaceae
Product: mediator of RNA polymerase II transcription subunit 7a-like
Exons: 7
Coding region: 467-985 (172 amino acids)
Biological process (GO): regulation of transcription by RNA polymerase II
Cellular component (GO): mediator complex; core mediator complex
Molecular function (GO): transcription coregulator activity
Source: RefSeq, a predicted model, not a curated record
GCAGCUUCUGCUCCGUUCAGUCACCGCUUCCCUCGCUCGUUCUCACCUCUCCCCCUCCCUGUUCCCAUCUGUGCGCCAUCCUCCUCUUCCCGCGCGGGGAACAGGCGGUCUUCCCGCCGCCGCCGCCCCUCCCUCCUCUUCCCCCGACCCCUCCGAGCACUGCAGCCCCCCGUCCUCCUCUUCCCGCGCGGGGAGCUGGCGGCCUCGACGCCGGGCGCCGCCGCCCAUCCCUCCUCUUCCCGCGCGGGGAGCAGGCGGCCUCGCCGCCCCCACCCCUCCCUCCUCUUCCCCCGACCCCGACCCCCGCCCGCUUUCCGCCCCCAGCAGCAAGCCGCCCGCCGGUCCAGCAGAUCGACGCCCCUGUCCUCGCUCGAUUCGCCAGCAGUAAAGGACAACACAAGUAGCAGCACACCCUCUUCUCCAUCGUCCAAGGAACUGCAGCACUAGAGCAUAAGGCAGGAUAGCAAUGGCCACAUCAUCAGCAUACCCUCCGCCUCCUCCAUUUUACCGACUUUACAAGGAUUACGAGCAGGAUCCCUCAUCUGCACCAGAACCUCCACCGCCAAUUGAUGGAAAAUAUACAGUAUUUGGUGCUGAGCACGAAAUAAAUCAGGUGUUGCCAAGCUUGGAGAGUCAAGGUGUUCGUCAGCUUUAUCCAAAGGGCCCCAAUAUUGAUUUCAAGAAGGAGCUAAGGACCCUCAACAGAGAGCUUCAACUGCAUAUUUUGGAGCUGGCAGAUAUUUUAGUGGAGAGACCAUCUCAGUAUGCUCGCAGGGUAGAAGAUAUUUCACUCAUAUUCCAGAACUUACACCAUCUUCUCAAUUCCCUACGGCCUCAUCAGGCAAGGGCCACAUUGAUUCACAUGCUUGAGAGCCAAAUUCAGCGUCGCAAGCAGGCAAUUGAAGAUAUAAAACAGAGGAGAGAGGAAGCGCAAAAGCUGCUUGGUGAAUCACUGCUUGUCUUAGAUGGAAGCCAAACUAAUUAGGCUGAUGCCAAUUUGGCUGUUAGAAGACAGAUAAGUGCUCUGAGUUAAAGAAAUCUAAAUAAUCUUUAGAUCAAUAGCUUGUGGAGCCAACCAAGAGAUGGCGUUGAGAUAUUUCUGGCUUGUGGUAUCUGUUGGGGCCUUUUGGUAUUUUCAACUUUGAUCACUGAAUCUUGUACAUACUUUAAUGGUCGAUGCUAACAUGCUUAACUGUGAUGUUUACGUUCCGUGCUUUUUCUCAGUUGGAGAUUGUUGAAUUAGUUUGUAGUCUUAGCGGAUUGUUAGACUGAUGUCGGUACUUUAGAUGUGUUUGUUUUAUUUUGUUGCUAUGUGAUUGCAUGCCGAAGCAAGUGGAUGGAAUACGAACGGAUUAAUCC